Molecule: messenger RNA, 1652 nt
Organism: Populus nigra (black poplar)
Lineage: Eukaryota; Viridiplantae; Streptophyta; Magnoliopsida; Malpighiales; Salicaceae
Product: aluminum-activated malate transporter 14-like
Exons: 6
Coding region: 209-1486 (425 amino acids)
Biological process (GO): malate transport
Cellular component (GO): plant-type vacuole membrane
Source: RefSeq, a predicted model, not a curated record
GUGUGUGAUUUGAAAUGUGAAACCGUGUAUUUCCACUUUGAAGCUUCGGCACAAUUACUGUUUGUUUCACUUUUUUUUAUAUCUCGAGCGAUCGAUCCUUGUUGUUAUAAAUACAUGCACCCUCUCCACCUCAACCAUUCAACAAACCAAGUCAUAUUUUUUUCGAGGAAAACAAAAUAGCCGAUAGUACCACCAACUAAGUAAUAUCAUGGGCUCAGUUGUUAUCCCUAUCCCAGAUGGAGAUCAGGGAUUUACUCAUGAUCUCAAACAGGAAAAGAAAUUCCGAGUUUCUCUAAGUCCUGUUAUUUCUUAUGUCCAGAAAAAUAGGGAUACCAUAAGAAAAGCUAUUCACGCCAUCAAAGUUGGAAUUGCUCUGGUUUUGGUUUCUCUUGUCUACUUCCUUGACACUCUCUAUGAUGAAGUUGGAGACGAUAAUGCGAUGUGGGCUAUAAUGACUGUUGUGGUCAUCUUUGAGUUCCAUGCAGGAGCUACCCUUAGCAAGGGCUUGAGUCGUGGAAUCGGGACUGUUUUAGGAGGCGGAUUGGGAUAUUUAGCAGCCGUUUUAGGUCAGCAAGUUGGUGGUAUCGGCAACCCUUUUGUCGUUGGUGUUUCUGUCUUUAUUUUUGGUGGGGCAGCAACAUACGCUAGACUGAAUCCAAACAUUAAGAAGAGAUAUGACUAUGGGGUGAUGAUAUUCAUCCUCACAUUCAAUCUGGUUUCAGUAUCCGGUUUACGUGAAGAGAAUGUCAUUGAAAUAGCCCGCGAACGUCUCGUGAUGAUUGUUUUGGGCUUCGCCAUCUGCAUUUGCAUAAGCUUGUUUGUGUUUCCCAUGUGGGCUAGCGAUGAGCUUCAUGAUUCUAUGGUAUCCAAAUUUGAAGGCCUUGCAAGCUCCAUAGAAGGAUGCAUAGAGGAGUAUUUCAGAUUAGUCAAUGAAAAGGAAAACCAGUCAGUUCAGCCGACUGCUAGUUUCAGGGACUGCAUAUCAGUGCUAAACUCCAAGGCAAAGGAUGAAUCCUUGGUAUAUUUUGCGAAAUGGGAGCCGUGGCAUGGCAGAUUUGGGCUAUCCCAUCCUUGGGAGAAAUACCAAAACAUUGGAGAGGUUCUUAGAGAAUUGGCUGCGAUCAUUCUUUCACUUAAGGGUUCUCUUAAUUCUCCCGAAGAGCCAUUGCAAGCUUUGAGAGAGUCAAUAAAAGAACCUUGUGAAGCAGCCGGGUCAUCACUUGCUUGGACUCUGAGAGAGCUUGGAGAGAGCAUCAUGAAAAUGAGAAGGUGCCAGCCAAGGGCUUUCAUAGUACCUAAGUUAAAAUUAGUGAGACAAGAGCUUAGUCAGGUCAUGUGUCCUUUCAAAUUAGGGAAACUUGAUAAUGCUGAGGGAUUUGCAGUAGCAAGCUUUGUGUUCACACUAAUGGGGGUGGUAGAGAAGCUGGAAGAUUUAUCCAAGGAGGUAGAAGAGCUUGGAGAACUUGCUGGUUUCCUUCAAGACUAAAGUUCUAAAUUAUGCACAACUAUUCGCCAAUUUUUUGGCUUGGCUGAUAAACUAUUCAGAGAAAGGCACGCACUGAUCACUGCUUGGCAAUGUCAGCAGAGCGCAUAUAUCUUGUUUUAACAUGUAAAUUUACUGAUAAAUAUUAUGGAAAUAUUAUUAACAGCUA